Molecule: messenger RNA, 1650 nt
Organism: Cyphellophora attinorum
Lineage: Eukaryota; Fungi; Ascomycota; Eurotiomycetes; Chaetothyriales; Cyphellophoraceae
Exons: 1
Coding region: 1-1650 (549 amino acids)
Cellular component (GO): cytoplasm
Source: RefSeq, a predicted model, not a curated record
AUGGGCCAGGGACAGUCCUCUUCAGGACAGCCGGCGGCUGACGAAGCGGCACCACUCAAGACCGACUACUACGAACUACUCGGCGUCGAGCGCACCGCAACAGAAGACGAACUCAAGAAGGCAUACCGACGCAAAGCCCUCGAACUACACCCCGACCGCAACUAUGGCAACGUCGAAGAGACGACCAGACUCUUCGCCGAAGUCCAGACCGCCUACGAGGUCCUCUCUGACCCGCAGGAACGAGCAUGGUACGACUCUCACAAGGACAUCCUCCUGCGUGGGGAGCAGCCCGGGCAGGAUGGCGAGGAGUUCUCUUACAACAUUCGCAUGACGACUGCAGUAGAAGUGCAGCAGUUGAUGCUCAAGUUCAACGGCCGCAUGGAAUUCACCGAUGCGCCCAAUGGCUUUUACGGUGGUCUGCAUGAUUUCUUUGAGAAGUUGGCGAAGGAGGAGGAUAUUGCUUGCCAGUGGGAGGAUCUAGAUUCUCUAGACUACCCCGAGUUUGGGCACAAAAACGACCACUACGAAGAUGUAGUCAGGCCAUUCUAUUCAGCGUGGACGAGCUUCGCCACGAAGAAGAGCUUCUCAUGGAAAGACGCCUACCGGUUAGCGGACGCUCCGGAUCGGCGGAUACGAAGGCUUAUGGAGAAGGAGAAUAAGAAGGUUCGAGACGAGGCUAUUCAAGAAUACAACGACGCUGUGCGAUCGUUGAUCGCAUUCGUGCGCAAAAGGGAUCCGAGAGUGCAGGAUAACCAAAAAUCAGAGGCCGAGAGACAGAAGAUUUUACGAGAUGCGGCGGCGGCGCAAGCAGCCAGGUCGCGAGCACAGAGGGAUGCGCAGUUACGGAAUGCUUUGAGUGACAUGGAUGCGGUACCGGCCUGGGCUCAGUCGAGAGAGAAGGACGAGCAUGAAGGAGGUUUCUCCAGUGAGUCGGACAUCGAAGAGCAUGAGUAUGAUUGUGUCGUGUGUGACAAGACGUUCAAAAGCGAGGCGCAGUUCCAAGCUCACGAGAGAAGUAAGAAGCAUGUCAAGUUGUUGAAACAGCUCAAGAGAGCGAUGAAGGAUGAAGACGCAGACCUACAAGAGCGAGAUCAGACUUCGAGGGCGCAAUCGGAUGAAGGCGAAGGUGACAAUCUCGAGCAGGACGCUAAGACCACGCUCCCGCAGCAACCGACCGGCUAUGCAGAGAGCGGAAGCGGAGACGCAGAUGAUGGCAGACUCUCCGAGUCCCAACCCGGGCCUGACGUACCUCCUGCGAAGCACGACAUGGAGUCGUCUGCUUCUGACGACGACUACGCCUCGCGAGACGCCAUAGAGGCCCGCCUUACAGGCAACACGACCAAUGGCAUCUCGUCCACCCUCACAGAUCUCUCACUGGAGGGAACGCCAGCAACCUCAGACACAGAUGGCACGCCAGGCGCGAAGUCGAAACUCGGCAAAGCAAAGCAAAAGCGAGCCAAGAAGGCCGCACAAGCCGCUGCUGGCGAGUCGAGGGCGGCUGCUUCAGAAUUCAGUUGUGCUCGCUGCGGAAACGAGUUUGAUUCGAAGACCCAGCUUUUUAAGCAUCUGAAAGACAAUCCGAGUCAUGCUGCACUGAAGGCUAGUGUGCCAGGGAAGAAAGCCGGUGGUGCGAAGGGGAAGAAAAGAUGA